Tetranychus urticae (two-spotted spider mite) is the source of this 2881-nucleotide messenger RNA. The record is from RefSeq and is a predicted model, not a curated record. NCBI's taxonomy places the organism in Eukaryota, Metazoa, Arthropoda, Arachnida, Trombidiformes, Tetranychidae.
CAAACCAGUAAGGUAGAUGUUUGCAUCAAUUGAUAUUGUCAGUUACCUAUUAAUAUUAAGUUACAAAUCAGAGUUACCUCUAUUAUCAUAUAACAAUUUUAGACGAUAUCUAAUGGAAAGUUAUUCAGGUAAUUGUUUUAAGCUCAAAGUUUACUUUUCCCUGUAAAGGAACUUGAUCAACUACCAUUGAUUACGAUUUUAUCUUCAUGAUGCUUUCAGGUGUUAUUGUAGCAGUACUUGUAUAUCAACAAUCAAAAUCAGAUGAAAUCAUCACCCAAUCAACGAAAUAUUGUGAAACCGAGCUCGUGUUUAAAUUUGUCACUUCGAUGUCAUAUCAAUAAUCAGUGAGUUGCUGAAAUUUUGACAAUUUAAUUUUGCUUUUUCCCAAAGUGAAGCACAUCUUUAAAGAAGAACUGAAAUAAAAUGAGUUUGUUAGAAGUGCGAAUCUUUGUUAUGAUACUUCUUUUUGGACUUACUAUGCUGAUUGGCUAUGGACCAGUUUUCUUAUUCCAUUUAUGGCAGAAAAAAAGAGGAACUUUGCUCCUUCCAGAUCAAGAUUUAUCGUCCAAACACGCAAAAAUAUUGCACUUACUAUUAGUCUUUGGUGGUGGUGUCUUAUUGGCAACUUGUUUCGUUCACAUGAUUCCAGAAAUUACAGAAAACUAUGAAUCUUUCAUGUCGAGGAAAAACAAUGGAUCAUCGGAAAAUGAAGGUCUACUUGGCGAUGACGAGAAAAAAGACAAAGUUCCUUGGGUCGAAAUAUGUGUCUGCAUUGGACUUUUUAUAACCUACUUAAUUGAUACGUCAGUUGUUAUGGCCAUUGAGAAGAGUACAUCUCAUCAGCAACGAAAUGAAAUGAAUUUGCCUGAAAACAAUUUAGACAAUGAAAACGAAGAUUCUGGUGCUAAUGUGCAGAUUUUAAGUUAUCGAACACGAUUUUUUAAAGGUUUAAUCAUUGUCAUUGCCUUUUUAGCCCAUUCCAUUUUUGAUGGAGUCGCUAUUGGUUUACAGUCUACUACAACAUCUAUCUGGACCGUCUUUUUUGCAAUCUGUUUGCACAAAUUCGUAGUUGUGUUUGCCAUUGGUUUUGAACUGUUUCAGAAAACUGCUAGCCUGACAUUGACCUGUAUCCAUUUGGCCAUUUUUUCCGCCACAUCACCUUUUGGAAUCCUUUUGACACUUAUAUUGGAGCAAGAUGGUCUGGCUGAAGAUGGAAGUUUAACUAUCAUUUUGUUCAGUGCCAUUGCUACUGGAGCCAUUUUGUACAUUGUAUUUCUUGAAAUCCUACGAACCGAACCACCUGCAGGGAUUAAUGGCCUAGUACACUUAACAACACUGGUAGCUGGUUUCACUUUGAUGUCAGUCAUUUCAAUAGUUGUUGGAGAUGGUGAUUGAUCUGAAAAGGCAAAUAUCACAAUAUAUUUCUGAAGGUUUCAAAUAAACAUGUGAAUCGAUUUUAUUCGACUAUUAUUAUUGAUAUUUCAAUAUUUUAUCAUCAUACUUUGAAAAGUAUUGAUUCGUGUGACUUGGUAACAAUCAAUCUUUACCUGUAUAACCAGAAAAAGUAGCAGCCCAUACUUCAUACUUAAUUAACAACCUUCAGUGGACAAAUUCAGAGCGAAGUUCAACUUGUCGUUAAAAAUGACGUCCAAAAGGAUUCCUCCAUUAGACUUGUUAUAAUUUUCAGUGCAUUUGGAGUUAAUUAAUGCGAACAUGUCAAGAUUGUUGAACAAUUUUUUUUAAUUUAUUGAAAGUUUACUGCGAACAUCAUGAUGAGGCAAAUAUUUUCAAUUACAUACUAGAAGUAGAAAUGAAAAACUCUAGUUAAACUAAUAAUAUAAAACAAUAAUCAGUUGAUACUCACAAUCACAAAAACUUCAGAAGUCAUAUUCAGAAAUUCACCGAUAGUAAACGCUAUAUCAGUCCUUGAGAGUCGAUCUUGUAAGUCAGAGCCCUGGAAAUCAAGAGUUAAUUCAAUUAUCCGUCUUUUUAUGGAGAGAUGAAUCAUUUUGAUAUUACCUUUAUAAAAACUCUUGCACUCAACUGCAAGCCUCUGUUCGCCUUCCUUAGGUUUUUACAAUAAGAGCUCAUCUAAAAGGAGAAAUUGAAUUAAAUUAAAAGACCGAGAAACCAAAACAGAAAUCCUUUUAUACCAUCGUUAAUAUAACUCCAUUAGUGUAUGAACAAGCCGCGAUGGCUGCAACGGCAACGCUAGUAACAUACACAAGGAAAAGGUCCAAAUAUCGAUCAAUGUGAACAAAGAUUGCAAUGUACAUCCCAAAAUCUGAAGCAGCCGAAAUUCCGAAGUACAAAAAUAUGAGCCAAUUUCUUAUGUUUCCGUUAAGUUGUUCAAUUUCAUUCUGAUACUGGAUAAUCUUACUAACAGUAGCUUUAUAAUGAAACAUAUAGACAGCCUUAUUCAGAUGCCCUCUUCUAGUCGCAAGACUCUCUGCGGUCUGGGCUACAUGAGCAGCUUUAAAGUAAAAGUAAGAUAAAUGAAUUGUGAUUACAGUACCAGGCAAUAUCGUGUUGUAUAAAGUAGUAACAAUUCCUAUGUAAUUGACGAAGAUCCAAAAGCUAUUGUAGAUGAACUGAAUGGAUGUUUGAGGUAGUUGAUUCGUUGAAUUAACAACGAAAAUUAAGAUUGGUCCAAAACUAAUCGCGAUACAAUAAACAACCCAAAGCCAAGCAUUCGCUAAAUUGCUGGCAACAAAGCGAAACUUUUGGCAGUAAAAUUCAUUAAAGGAUAAAAGUUGACUUUUGAAUCCUUUUUUAUAUAUUAAACUGUACAAUUUCCAAGUUGUAAAAUGACCGUUUUUAAACAAAAAUAUCCAAUAAUGUCUUAAAAUUUCACCAACAAUUGAAGCAUUUAGCCAUAUAA